Molecule: messenger RNA, 1493 nt
Organism: Conger conger (European conger)
Lineage: Eukaryota; Metazoa; Chordata; Actinopteri; Anguilliformes; Congridae
Product: ADP-ribosylation factor-like protein 5B
Exons: 6
Coding region: 272-811 (179 amino acids)
Biological process (GO): vesicle-mediated transport; protein localization to Golgi membrane; intracellular protein transport
Cellular component (GO): cytoplasm; trans-Golgi network
Molecular function (GO): GTP binding; GTPase activity
Source: RefSeq, a predicted model, not a curated record
UGCGACGUUAGUGAGUGAUCUAGCUUAAUGUUUUCAAGUAACUAAACAUUGGUUUUAUGUGUUACAUUAUAUUUUGUAUUAGUUAUUCACAUGCAUAAACAUCUGGAUACAGGGGUUUGGAACUGGAAACCACGCCAAAGCUUCUCAACUGGAUACGGUCAAUCAUUGGACACCGCUGCUCGGAGGCAACACUUGGCCUCUAGCUUGGAUUUUAAAUUAGCUAGCUUUGUGUUUUCAGUCGCAAUUAACAUCAGGUUCACAGCUGUUGGGAAUGGGGCUGCUAUUCGCCAAGCUUAUGACCAUUUUCGGUGACAGACAGCACAAGGUCAUCAUUGUGGGCCUGGACAAUGCGGGGAAGACCACCAUCCUCUACCAAUUCCUGGCGAAGGAGGCCGUGCACACGUCCCCCACCGUGGGCAGCAAUGUGGAGGAGAUCUCCGUGCGGAAGACCCGCUUCCUGGUGUGGGAUAUCGGAGGGCAGGAGAGCCUGAGGGCUAGCUGGAACUCCUAUUACUGUGACACUGAGAUUGUGAUCCUUGUGGUGGACAGCACUGACCGGGAGCGCCUCACAUUGACCAGAGAGGAGCUGCAUCGCAUGCUGGCUCACGAGGACCUGCAGUCUGCUGCAGUCCUGGUUCUUGCCAACAAGCAGGACAUGAAGGACUCGAUGACCGUGGCGGAGAUUUCCCAGUGCCUGACUCUCAGCUCCAUCACAGGCCACUCGUGGCACAUCCAGGCCUGCUGCGCCCUCACCGGGGAGGGUCUCUCUGCGAGUCUUGAUUGGAUGAAGUCUCAUGUGCUGGCUGGCUAAGGCUCCUCCCCGCUCUGUGUGGAUGCAGAUGGGGCUUGCUGAGUCCCCAGUCCCAGCACGAAGGCGCGGAAGGUGGCACUGCGGUCCUUGAGCAGGGCCAGCACUGGCAGGGGCACCACCUUCUACAGUUUUCAGGCCCUGAGCUGUCACCCAGGGCUCCCAGCAGCCCCCAGGGCACUCUUAGCUCCCACCUCAGCUGUCGGGCAGACCCCAGUUCAGCACGGGGGAGAAGGAAAGACUGGUUGAGGACCGCAUGCGUCCUUAACCUAAACCAUGCCUGUGUGUCUCUAUUCUGUGAGCCCUCAUCUGUCUGCCAGUCUCACUGUCUGGUGCCUUAGAGAUAGCAGCAGCAGUGGCUGGAUGGGCAAAACUGGUUUGAACUGCAAAAACAUUCACUUCCUUCCCUCCCUCUGGUUAAGCCGCUCUUGGUAUUUGCCUGUAUUUCUGAACCUGGAGGGUUACUGAUACACCAAACUGUAACUUUACACCCAAUUGGUAAAUACUUUGGGACAGUCUGAUUUUCUCGUUCUCUCACUCUUGCUCUUUACUUGAACUAUUUGUAAAAGAAAUAAGAAAAUGAUGUUUGCAGUAAAAAUGUGACUAUCCUGGUAUUUAAUUUUUUAACAAAUGUAUUUUUUUAUAUGGAAAUAAAGUAUCAAUAUGUUUUUGUAAAAUAAAAUAA